AUGCACAAUGUGCCUGACUGGAUGACAGCCAGCAUUUAUAGUGCAGGCGGACCACCAGAAUCACUGGCCCGCCAGGCGCCGCCGUCAAUCCGGAAGCUGGAGUGGGAUGCCGAGCGAAUGCGCAGCCGGAGCCACCAGCCGCAGUACGGUGGCAGCGGGGUCGACUUUGAGCAGUGGCUGGCAUUCGCUGAAAGCAUGAGGACGGCGAUGUGUCAAGCACUUCCUGUGAAAACAAUUCCCUUUUCCGAUAGUUCUGCUCCCUUGGCAAUGCACGCCCUCAUGGCAAAGCCACAAGGGCAGGAAUGCAGUUCAGGCAGCAGCAGCUCGAAAAAAUAG
Molecule: messenger RNA, 336 nt
Organism: Symbiodinium sp. CCMP2456
Lineage: Eukaryota; Dinophyceae; Suessiales; Symbiodiniaceae
Source: the annotation of a GenBank genome assembly